Exserohilum turcica Et28A is the source of this 3212-nucleotide messenger RNA. RefSeq lists its product as uncharacterized. The transcript has 2 exons. The coding region runs from base 46 to 3063 and encodes 1005 amino acids. The record is from RefSeq and is a predicted model, not a curated record. NCBI's taxonomy places the organism in Eukaryota, Fungi, Ascomycota, Dothideomycetes, Pleosporales, Pleosporaceae.
CAGCCGCAGCAGGCCGCCAGCAUGCUGCGACGAAUGCCCACCGACAUGGCCGCCGACGACACCGCGGGCCCGCUGCUGAGGAGGGCCAGCAAGAGACAGCGGGUCGUCAACUUCUUCCGCGCCUGGAAGCAGAGGCAAUCGCUGCCUCGCGCCAACAAGCCGACACCCACGCCCACCAAGCCCAGCCUCACUGACGCUGACAUUGACACUGACGCCGGCACUCGCCCUCGCACUGGCACUGGCACUGGCACUGGCACUGGUCCCGCCCCGCAACACCACCAGAGCCCCUCGUCGCGCCAUGGCAGCGGCAGCGGCAGCGGCAGCGUCAUUGCCCCCGACGACCCCCCGCCCCCGCAAACAUCCUCCUCCUCACAAGACACGAGACAUCACCACGCCGACGCCCUGACCGAGGCCCAGUUCCACGCCCUCUUUGCCGGCGCCCCGCAAUUCGCCCUCGCAACCCUCAACGCCCGCUGCACCCCCACAGCCUCGUUUCCCUGGAGCACCGAGGCCGCCACCAAGGAUGCUACUGACACGGCGCCCCUCGCAGAGCCUGCCUUCUCGGCUGCCACGCUGCACAAGCACAAGCUCAAGACCCAGCCCCUUUCCGACACGCCCAAGCGGUACAAUGGCUAUGCCGUCGACGCGCUCGAAACGCCUUGCAUGCUCGGCAUCCACGGCAUCGAGCCAGGAACAAUUGGCUUCGCACACUUCCUCGACCUGCCACACGCCGAUGUCCUUCUCAGCGAACCCCACGCAUCUCCCUCGACUGCCGACGUGGCCGAGUCGGACAAGAACAGGGACAUGCUGCAGACUAACCCUGAGCGCCUAGGCAUCCGCCUAGUCGACCUUGGCCUGGUCUAUGAUCGCCUGUGUGAGUUCCAGGACAUGUACGAGGCCUUCCACGAUAGCCCAGAGCCCAUGACAAUCCUGAAUAACCAGUCGUCGGGCGACUUGUAUGCCAAUCUGUUCACCAAGUUCCUGACUCCUCCUGGCUACGACGGCGCAACCGAAGACCCCACAGGCUUGCAAACACAGAUUGCUGCGCUGCUGCGCGUCCUGGCUCUCAAGGGCAUCUGGUACGACUUUAGCCUCGUCGAGUGGAGGAUCAGACUGGGCCAGAUACUGUGGACUGAACCAGAGCCAAUACCCGACCACGAGCCCCAGCCCCUGUGGACAGAGCGCGAUAUUCUGCUGCUCCAAAUCACCUUGGCGUGCGAGUUGCUGCUGCGGCUCGAUGCCUACACAAACGCCGACGCUGCCGAUGCCGCUGUCCGACUACGAAUCAACCCUCAGGACGUUGAGGCGUUUCUCCAGUACAAGACGCGAAAGAUUGACUGGGAUUUGGUUCUUGCUCGCACGUUUCUGGACAACAUUGCUAUCAUGAGAGGCAACGACGCGCAGACAUCGCCAAAGCCCAAGUCGGGCGGAUUAUUGUCACUGUUUGCACAGAAUGCCCAUCAUGAGUUGCCCCAGUCCGAUCUCAUCUUAUUCCCACAGCACCAGGCUCGACAGAUUGCUGGGUUCCAUCAAUUCGCCUCUGCCAUACAGUGGCCUGGACUCGACGUGGUUUCUGCCGAACUCGUUCGAAAGUUGGCCCCUCACGACAAGAGCGAAGCUUCCACGCCAUCUCCAAGCGGCAGAUCAACCGACCCAGCGUCUCCAGCUGGUAUCAGCGUAUAUGGGACGCCACUACAAACGCCGCUAACCGCCGGCCAGCAGCUGGAUAGCUAUUUCGGGCAUCUAGGAAAGCCGGCGCUGAACCGCAACAACUCGCGGGCUUUCCACAUGGCCCUUUCCCCGACCUCUGCAGUUACCCAAGACCAGGCCAAGCCUGUUGUAAACAACGUCGGUGGAUGGCUGAGCCGGUCGUACUUGACGGGACUGGUGCUUCCCGGAGAAGCCAUUUCUCACUUUCUCAUUUCGACACUGCUUGAAAACGAUGCCAUUGCCAUUGCGAAUCUGGGCGAGUCUGCUAACCUGUAUGGUGGCUUCACUUUUGGUGGGAGAACUUUCUGGAGCAAAAACUCGAUUGUUGGGCGCAUACUGGCUUGCAUAAAGGGCUCCUCGGAGUGCAUGGGCUGGGUGUCUUGUCCAAAGCUGCCGGAAAGCUCAACCGAACGUUGGUACUCGAUUCACAGCGAGAUGCUACCCUACGAAAAACGGGCGCGGCAACGAGACGGCGUUGACCUUGUCGCACAAGACUCAGCAAUAGUCCCAAACGAUUCCAUAGUUCCCGUCAAGUCGGAGGACUUUGUACUUCCCCGGGACCUUGACCCAGUUCCCGUGUCCUCUGUUGGCUUCUCGCAGUGGGAGCUCACCCCCAUGAAUCCAGACCUCAUCGAUGGCGACAGCGUGACAGGGCCACCAACCGAAGGCGACAUCCACUCUCCGUCCAUGACGUUUGUUUCGGGCGACGGUGUGAGCCACACACUGACCCUUGGCUACGAUAUUCAGUUUGUGACGUCUUGGCCUUGUACGCCAGCCACAUCGGCGCCCCCGUUUACACAUCGACCAAGAGUUUUGAGACGGUCCGUUACAGGGACACUGUCGAGGUCUUCAUCGAAACACAGCGAAACCAUGUCUCGGCGCAACAGCCAUGGCUUCGAGCCGCUCUUGUCACACCCGCCAGACGCUGCUGACAAUGCGCCAAGACGUAUGUACGAUGCGCCUGUCGACCCAGCGAUCGAAGGACUCGCGGUGAGCAGUAAGCCUCUAUACGCACACCUGCUUCACAAAUCGUACCCGUACAAGAUUGUGCCGGUAACGGACAUCCUGGAUCCCGACUUUUUACUUCCCUUUGAUUUGCAUACUUCAAAGUCAAGCGAACGUUUACUUGGCCUGUCGGAGAGUUACGAUAGCGAAGUGGAGAAGAUUAAAGAGAAGAAGAAGGCGGUACUUGUGCUCGAUGCUCGCGCAUCUUCUGAUCUUGAAGUUCUCGCGCGAGCUUGGUGUGCCGAGAGGGGCCUUGAUGCUCUCAUCAGCCGCACAGGAAGGACUUGUCUGGGUUGCUCCAUCCGCGAAGCCAGAGGCCUCGGCAUUCACAUUGUUAUCCGGGUUUAGCUGGCAAGGCCUCGAUACUGGAUGGGGUUGAUCUGCCAGCAUACUUCCUGAUUCUCCCCAGAUUGACUUGUCUUUUCUUCGACGGCAAAGGAGAUUGUUUUUGAUGAUUCUGCUUGGCGAUUACGGCGUGCAUGUAUUCAAGAUACCCA